AUGAGCUGGAGCCUGCAAGCGUGCGUGUCCCAGCUCAGCAAGGCCCAGUCGAAAUUGCCGCGGCUGUGCGAACUGCGCUGGCUGAAUCUGCACAUCUUGGAGGCGCACCAGUUGCCGUUUAAGCUCGUGCCCAACCCGUACUGUAUCGUUUCGCGGAACCAGGUCAAGAUGGGAAAGACGCAUGUCAAGACCGCACCCGAUCCCAUCUCGGAGGAGGAGUUUGUGCUGGAUGACAUUCCGCCGGAUUUGAUGACCGUUACCAUCACCGUACUGAGCCAGGAAAAACGUGGUAAGGAUUCCGAUGGGGCCAAGCUGAUCGUGGACCUGUGUUGAAUCCGAAGAGUGGUUUCCUGUCAUUCUCGCUGAUCGGGAUGACUCGGAUGGGCGAGUGGGGAUCGAUCCGUUUGCCUGUAUGAUAUCUGGACGAUUUGGUCAUGCCGUGCGAGGUAAGUUGUGCUUGAGAUCCUGAGUCAAGAGGUCUGUUUAACAUUUACGAUGAUAUUUGCAGGAAUACAGCCCGUUGCAGCAGCUGCUGGUCGAGGCGGAGUUAAACGCGGUUCGUGCGUUGUUCGAAAUCUAUCAACGAUCGCAUCCCGGCCACCUCACUGUUGAAAGUUUUCCACUACGAGAAGCUUGAAACCGAACUGUCAAGAAUCCUGUGCCAGGCGAAAGUGACACGGGAAAACGAAACGACAACGCUCUUCCGUGGUGCCUCACUGGCCGUGUCCGGCCGGUCCGACCCAACCAAAAUGGACGAGAAUGUCGAUGCAUGCUCAAAAGCGAAAUUUUAGUUGAUGAUCCUGGACCAGUUGACGCAGUCCCUCUUCACCUCGACGGGCGCGUGUCCCCGGACGGUGCGUUUCAUCUGCAACUGUCUGCAAAAGUUCGUGGUCGCCAAGUGGCCAUCGCCUAGCGAACCGUUAGUGCGGACCCGCGUUAACCCGGGUUUAUCUACCUGUGCUUGUUGCGCCCCGCCCUCCUGAAUCCUGGUCAAUUUGGUUUAGUCAACGAAACGCCGCAUCAAACGGCCACUCGGUGCUGUCCAGCUCGGAUGCCGGCAAGUGCUACGCUCUGUCUGAAUUAAAAAAAUAGACCAAUCUUUCAAACAGGACGCGAGCUACCACGAACCUGCACAUUUGCGGUUGACCUCUGGACCGAGCUGGUCAAAUGGCGUUUCUGAUGCACCAUACGCAAGAGUCAAGAUACGGAAGUCGGUCAAACAGGAGCGAGCGGGUUGAGCUACACUCAACCAAAAACAAGUCGGUGGUUCAAGUGACAAUGGUCACGCCACAAUGCAACGCGGCGAGAAAUUUACACUCGGACCCAUUACAUCGAGCUGCGGAUGCGCAUGUAAUUGAACAGAUUCUCGAUCGGGGCGAUGGCCGAGCAGCAGUCAAAGAUGUACUGCCGCGGAAUUCGACUGUUGUCGCAUAGCAUCUGGCAGCCAAUGUCUUCGAAGAUCGGCGUCGUACCGUCAAGCUGCAGCAGCAUGUUCGUCUUGAGCAGGUUCUCGAUGUGGUCAACUUCGCUGUGGGUGACCAUCGUGCCAGACGUAUCCACUCGUUCUGCAGGUGGGACACCAUGUCCUAGUACUUGAGCGGAUCGCACAUAAAGUAGAUGCCCCACAGGACGGUUUCUUUUUCUGGAAGCUAGAGCACAGGUUGUCCUUGGCGUUUUGACGCCACCACCCUGCGUGCCAUACCACGCGCUAAUCAGCAUAUUGGCGACCAUCAGCGGAUCAUUGUUCUGAUCGGUCCAGCCGCAACUCACUUCAGAACCGGUGAAUCGGCGGCGUCAGAGCGGGGGCCUUUCCGUCGAAGGUGCUGCCUACCUUUCCGAGGCAAGACUCGGCCAGCUUAAUUAGGUCUUCUUCUUUGACUCCACCGAACGCGGCCAGGACGAUGCAGGGACCUUGAAGUGCGAAUUGGUGUAAGCCUGCAGGACAGCCUUGUCAAUCAAUUGGAUGUUCUUGGUCGGUCCAAGAAUGGUGUUUCCCAGAGGAAUUCCCUGGCAUGCUGUUGCGUUUA
Culex pipiens pallens (northern house mosquito) is the source of this 2027-nucleotide messenger RNA. RefSeq names its product ras GTPase-activating protein 1-like. The coding region runs from base 1 to 333 and encodes 110 amino acids. The transcript is spliced from 2 exons. The record is from RefSeq and is a predicted model, not a curated record. NCBI's taxonomy places the organism in Eukaryota, Metazoa, Arthropoda, Insecta, Diptera, Culicidae.